CAGGGCGCCCGGCGCUCGGUCCAAUGCGGGCGGCCAGGGCAGGGACCCCACUGCGGGGCCGGAGGAGUAGGCAGGCGCCCAGAGAGAUGCUUUCAAGUUGGCGGGCGGCGGGAGUGGGGGCUUUGCGCCCCGGCGCAGCUGCUGUGCGCGCGGACAGGGACUCGGUCCCUGGUUUUCCCCAAACCUGGGACCCGGUGUGCGGGUAGGUUUGGGCAAGCCGCGGAGCGGAGCAGUUUCCUCCGAGAAAGUUGAGGAUGGAGCCCUUCUUUCGGCACUGUCCCCGCGGUAGGACGAGUCCCGAGGGUGCCGCCCCGAGGCCCCAGUGUGGAGGAGCCGAGUGGGUCGCUGCUCCCCUGGGCUGAGUUCCUCCACCCCUGGCUGAAAUCUGCGAAUCACCGGAUCUUCGCUUCUCUGGCGUCUUCUAGGAAAACCAUUCAUGCCAAAACUGAGAAAACUCGCUGUGCGCCCUCCUCGACUGUUCCGCAAUGAGUGCCAAGUCUGCCAUCAGCAAGGAAAUUUUUGCACCUCUUGAUGAAAGGAUGCUGGGAGCUGUCCAAGUCAAGAGGAGGACAAAGAAAAAGAUUCCUUUCUUGGCAACUGGGGGUCAAGGCGAAUAUUUAACAUAUAUCUGCCUGUCAGUGACAAACAAGAAACCCACACAGGCGUCCAUCACGAAGGUCAAACAGUUUGAAGGCUCCACGUCAUUCGUGCGGAGGUCACAGUGGAUGCUUGAGCAGCUUCGCCAGGUUAAUGGCAUCGAUCCUAAUCGGGAUUCUGCAGAAUUUGAUCUGUUGUUUGAAAAUGCAUUUGACCAGUGGGUGGCCAGCACAGCUUCAGAAAAAUGCACCUUCUUCCAGAUCCUCCACCAUACCUGCCAGAGGUACCUCACGGACAGGAAGCCCGAGUUUAUUAACUGCCAGUCCAAACUCAUGGGAGGAAACAGCAUCCUCCAUUCGGCAGCCGAUAGCGUGACCAGCGCCGUACAGAAAGCGAGCCAGGCCUUGAACGAGCGUGGGGAGCGGUUAGGCCGAGCAGAGGAGAAGACGGAAGACAUGAAGAACAGCGCCCAGCAGUUUGCGGAAACUGCACACAAGCUCGCCAUGAAGCACAAAUGUUGAGAAGCUGCCUAUCUGGGUGAUGACCCUCUUAAGAGAAAUGGAAGAGCUCAGCGGUUUUUACAAGAAUUCCGGACCUCUGCUUGCUU
Molecule: messenger RNA, 1204 nt
Organism: Panthera uncia (snow leopard)
Lineage: Eukaryota; Metazoa; Chordata; Mammalia; Carnivora; Felidae
Gene: STXBP6
Product: syntaxin binding protein 6
Exons: 6
Coding region: 486-1118 (210 amino acids)
Biological process (GO): regulation of SNARE complex assembly; exocytosis; Golgi to plasma membrane transport
Cellular component (GO): exocyst; plasma membrane
Molecular function (GO): phosphatidylinositol-4,5-bisphosphate binding
Source: RefSeq, a predicted model, not a curated record